Sander lucioperca (pikeperch) is the source of this 845-nucleotide messenger RNA. RefSeq names its product ribonuclease kappa-B. Bases 158 to 463 code for a protein of 101 amino acids. Lineage: Eukaryota; Metazoa; Chordata; Actinopteri; Perciformes; Percidae. The record is from RefSeq and is a predicted model, not a curated record. Gene Ontology annotation, molecular function: RNA endonuclease activity. The transcript has 3 exons.
UUGGUCGCUGCGCUGCUUUUCACGGCAGUUGGCGAAUUUCACCGAGUAAAACCGAGUGAUGCGGCUCAGCUGACUGUGAGGAUUGAGGAUCACUUCUCAGUUUAGUGAAUCAAAAAUAAAACCAGCUUCUGAUUAAUCGAUAAAGCCAAACACAGCCAUGCCGUCGCUUCUGUUCUGCGGGCCGAAGAUGGCCGCAUGCGGGAUAGUGAUCAGCAUCUGGGGGGUCAUCAUGCUGGCGAUGCUGGGAAUCUUCUUCAGCGCCAAGUCGGCCGUGCUGAUCGAGGACGUCCCGUUCACCGAGGAGGACAUUCGGAAGGAUACAAACCCUCCUCAGAACAUCUACAGUCUCUACAACCAGGUCGGCAUCAACUGCUUCAUCGCCGCCGGCAUCUACGUGGCCGUGGGCGCCGUCUCGCUCUGCCAGGUGCGACUCAACAAGCGGCAGGAGUACAUGGUCACAUAGACGGCCGCGGCCGCGAUCUCUGCCCCCCCCCCCUCCCCCCCGAAGACCACCGGAAGGACCUGACGACAGCAGCCGCCUGUCCAUAAAGUUUUACGUUACGGUGUCACACAACGGACCAAUUAGCAGCUGAGUCGGUACAAAUUGGGGGGCGAAUAAUGAGGCGAGGAGAGGCGGUCAGACGUCAGCUGAAUUAUUUAUUUUAAAGUUACAACCUUGGAUGUUUCUUGUUGUCUGCUGUGAUGUUUUCUUGAUGUUGUUUGAAAUGUUAAAUCAUUCCCCUUGAACGGAUUAUUCAUGAAAACGUUUGUGAAAAGUGAGUAUUAAGUAAAUACUUUAUUGCUAAUUCCUUCUGAAAAAUGAAUAAAACAAACUAGGCGUGCAC